CUGAAUAAACAGAAAUCUCAUACCGCGAAGAGUGAACAGAAGAGAAGAACUCUCCGUUAAACUGAACCGAUGAAUUGAACAAGUAGAGUGGAACAGAGAUCGAAUCAUCUGGUGAUCUGUAAAUAUGAUGGUGGAUCUGACCUCGUUCUCCGAUGAGAAGUUCGAUGCCAAGAAAUGGAUCAACGCGGCGUGCCAGGCGCGGCACCCGCAAGAGCCGGUGGAGAAGCACCUCGUGGAUGUGGAGAUGAAGCUGCAGAUGUUGUCCGAGGAGAUCGCCGCCUCCCUCGAGGAGCAGAGCGCCUCCGCCCUCCUCCGCGUGCCCCGCGCCACUCGCGACGUCCUCCGCCUUCGCGAGGACGCCCUCUCCCUCCGCCAUUCAGUCGCCGGUAUCCUCCAAAAACUCAAGAAGGCAGAGGGAUCCUCAGCGGAAUCUGUAGCCACCCUAGCCAAAGUUGAUACAGUCAAAAGGAGGAUGGAAGCUGCAUACGAAACAUUGCAGGACGCCGCUGGGUUAACUCAAUUAAGUGCAACUGUUGAAGAUGUGUUUGCUAGUGGUGAUCUUCAACGUGCUGCUGAAACCUUGGCUAACAUGAGGCAUUGUUUGUCUGCUGUUGGUGAGGUUGCCGAAUUUGCAAAUAUUAGGAAGCAGCUCGAAGUUUUAGAGGACAGAUUAGAUACAAUGGUUCAGCCACGUUUGACAGAUGCUUUAUCCAACCGCAAGGUCGAUGUUGCUCAAGAUUUGAAGGGAACUCUUAUUCGAAUUGGGAGGUUCAAGUCUUUAGAGCAGCAAUACGCUAAAGUUCAUUUAAAGCCUAUAAAACAGCUUUGGGAAGAUUUUGAAUCAAGACAGCGAGCUAUGAAGCUUGUAAGUGAGAAAAAUGAACUUGAAAGGAUAUCCAGUAGUCAAGAUAUUCAGUCAAGCUUGCCUGCAGUUUCAUUCUCCAGUUGGUUGCCCAGUUUCUAUGACGAAUUGCUGCUUUAUUUAGAACAAGAAUGGAAGUGGUGCAUGAUUGCUUUUCCAGAUGAUUAUAGGACUCUUGUCCCAAAGCUUCUAAUUGACACAAUGGCAACAGUGGGUUCAAGUUUUGUAGCCCGUACCAACCUAGCAACGGGAGAAGUUGUUCCUGAAACAAAAGCAUUGGCUAAAGGUCUGCUAGAUAUCAUUUCUGGUGAUAUGCCAAAGGGCAUUAAAGUUCAGACCAAACAUAUUGAGGCACUGAUUGAACUACACAAUGUGACGGGGUCUUUUGCUAGAAAUAUUCAACACCUGUUUUCAGAAUCUGAUCUCCAGGUUUUAUUGGACACACUGAAGGCAAUAUAUUUCCCUUAUGAAUCAUUCAAACAGAAGUAUGGACAGAUGGAACGUCUUAUCCUCUCUGCUGAGAUUGCAGGAGUAGAUCUUAGGGGAGCUGUUGCUCGUGGAGUUGGGGCCCAGGGAAUUGAACUUAGUGAGACAGUACGAAGAAUGGAAGAAUCCAUUCCACAAGUCAUUAUUCUUCUUGAAGCCUCUGUGGAGAGAUGCAUCAGCUUUACUGGUGGGUCUGAGGCAGAUGAGCUAAUUCUUGCCCUUGAUGAUGUUGUGUUACAGUAUAUUUCCAUCCUGCAAGAAACCUUGAAAUCAUUGAGAGCCAUAUGUAUAGUGGAUAUUGCGGGUGAUGGUGUUGGUUCAAAGAAGGAAAUUGGACUGGACAAAAAGGAAGGAGUUCAUAUUUCUCGUAAGACUGACUUGAUUUCAAAUGAGGAGGAAUGGUCCAUUGUCCAAGGUGCAUUGCAGAUCCUCACUGUGGCAGAUUGUUUAACAAGCAGAUCCUCAGUCUUUGAGGCUUCCUUGAGAGCUACUCUUGCUAGACUUAGCACAAGCCUCUCAUUUUCAGUAUUUGGUUCUAUGCUGGACCUAAAAAACCAUGCCCAUGUGUCCAUUGAUGAUAGAAGUGGCGAGUUAUCUUCAGGUGGGAGGGCGGCCUUGGAUGUGGCAGCUUUAAGGCUUCUUGACAUUCCUGAGAAGGCUCGGAAACUCUUCAACCUUUUAGAGCAGUCAAAAGACCCCCGGUUCCAUGCCCUUCCAGUUGCAUCGCAACGAGUCACAGCAUUUACAGAUGCAGUGAAUGAACUUGUUUAUGAUGUUCUCAUAUCGAAAGUACGGCAACGACUUAGUGAUGUGUCUCGUCUGCCAAUCUGGUCGUCUGUUGAGGAACCAAGUGCUUUCCCUCUUCCAAGCUUUAGUGCAUACCCCCAGUCCUAUGUGACUAGUGUUGGUGAAUAUCUUCUCACUCUACCCCAACAACUGGAACCACUCGCUGAGGGCAUUUCUAAUAAUGAUGCCAACGCUGAUGAUGCUCAGUUCUUCGCAACUGAAUGGAUGUUCAAGGUUGCAGAAGGUGCAACAGCCCUUUACAUGGAGCAGCUGCGGGGGAUUCAGUACAUAACUGACCGCGGUGCUCAGCAACUUUCUGCUGAUAUCGAGUACUUGAGCAAUGUGCUUUCAGCGCUUUCAAUGUCAAUCCCUCCAGUUUUAGCCACUUUCCAUGCAUGCCUUUCAACCCCAAGAGAUCAAUUGAAAGACCUCAUCAAGUCAGACUCGGGAAUUCAGCUCGACCUUCCAACCGCCAACCUUGUUUGUAAGAUGCGACGCGUUAGUUUAGAUCAGUAAAUUCUAUACAGAAGGGACUUUUUCCUACCACCUGCCCCGUGGAUAACUUCACAGAUAGAACGGCCAGAUAGAACAACCAUAAGCAGACGACAAGACAACAAAUCCGGAGUCAAAAGACUGAACAUGGGCCGACUGGAGAUUUCCAGUGCAUGCACCACUGUUCACUUGAGUUGAUUGUAGAGUUAUUCAUGCAUAAUUUUUGUCCCCCUUCUCCAAUGGGCUUGGUUUUUACAGAUUUUGGACAACAGCUUGUGUAAAUUGCAGCAAUUGAAAGCAUUUGUUGUAGGUGGCACUGCAAGUGUAGCAGUGCCAAUUUUACUGUGGAUGGUGGUGAUUCUGUCUUUUUCCUUGAAAAUACUUGAAGUUGAAUGGUAGCUUUUCCUUCCUCGUGGACUCACAAUCUUAGUAGUCCUAUCGCC
Molecule: messenger RNA, 3069 nt
Organism: Diospyros lotus (date-plum)
Lineage: Eukaryota; Viridiplantae; Streptophyta; Magnoliopsida; Ericales; Ebenaceae
Product: conserved oligomeric Golgi complex subunit 7
Exons: 10
Coding region: 125-2650 (841 amino acids)
Biological process (GO): retrograde vesicle-mediated transport, Golgi to endoplasmic reticulum; intracellular protein transport; Golgi organization
Cellular component (GO): COG complex
Source: RefSeq, a predicted model, not a curated record